UCGCCUUGCGGGAAUCCUCCGCCCCCUGGGGGCCGGGCCAGGCGUCAGAUUCGCUUUCGCUUUCGUGCAGUGACGCUCCCCGCCCCACAUCUCGGGGGCGACCUCCGGGGGAAGGGCAAGCGGGGAGGACCCCCAGCCCAGCUGCUGCUCCGAGGCAACCUCCCUGCAGCAGGGACCACCCCACCAUGGCUGCCAAGGCCCCGUCCCUCUCCGAAGCCCUCACCAGCGGCUUCCUGACCUGCACCAUCUGCCUGGAGCGCCUCUGCCGCCCCAAGAUCCUGCCCUGCCUGCACAGCUACUGCCAGGAGUGCCUGCGGAAGUUGGCAGGAGGCCGGAAGGAGCUUCAGUGCCCCGAGUGCCGUGAGCGGGUGGCUCUCCCACAGGGGGGCGUGGGUGCUCUCCGGACCAACUUCUUCAUCAACGGCCUGCUGGACCUGGUCCACCCCACAGGGGAGGCAGAGCCCACCUGCAGCCUUUGCCCGCUCAUCGGUCAAGAGACCGGCCGGCCGGCCGUCUCCCGCUGCCUGGACUGCGCUGACGACAUGUGCCGGGACUGCGCCAGCGGGCACCGCUGCUCCCGCCUCACCCACCUCCACCACGUGGUGGCCAUGGAGGACUACCUCUCCGGGGAGCAUGACGAGGAGAUCCGGAAGCGCCAGGCGCUGCAGUGCAAGGAGCACCCCGGCGAGGAGCUGCGCUUCUUCUGCACGCCUUGUACCGUCGUCCUCUGCCGGGAGUGCCGGCUGGGGGCCCACCUCCAGCACCCUUGCCUGCCCCUGGCUGAGGCGGCCCAGGCCCGCCGGCCGGUCAUCGUGGAGCUCCUGGCCGGGGUGGAGGAGACGGUGCAGGUCAUCCGGGCGGGGAGGGCCAGCCUGGAGAGGGAGGCUGCGCAGCUGCAGGUGCGCGAGGCUAGCAUCCGGGAUGCGGUGGAGCAGGCGUGCUCGCAGGCGGUGCAGCGGCUGCUGGCGCAGCAGGAGGAGGUCCUGGCCCAGCUGGCGGACUACGUGAAGGAGCGGCAGAAGGCCUGCCAGGCCCUCUGCUCCGAUCUGGAGUUCCAAGAGCAGGUGGCCUCCAGCACUGUGGCCUUUGCCCAGAAGGUGCUGAGUCUGGGGAGGGAGGUGGAGAUCGUCUCCCUGGAGCAGGUCAUCUGUGAGCGUCUCAGGCAUCUGCAGGGCUUCUCCUGGGAGCCGCUGGCCACCCGCCUGCCCUGCCUGGAGGUCGACACUGAGAUCGAGGGCAGUGGCCCUUGCCUGUUCCACCUGGAGUUCCGGGAGGAGAUCCCCACUAGAGUGCCGGAGGGGCCCCAGGAGGCAGCCACAAAAGGGGCAAAGAAAGAGACCCACCUGCCCUGCUUGGAGGUCAACGCUGAGAUCCCCACUGGAGUGCCGGAGGGCGCCAAGGAGGCAGCCACAAAAGGGGCCAAGAAGAAAAGGAGGAAGCAACAGCAGCAAGUGCCGCCUGCCAAGGAGGAAUCCCCUGUGCCUCCUCCCAAGGACCCGGAAGCCCCCCUUCUGACACCCAAGGCUCUCUUCUCGUGUAGCUUCUGGGUCAAGACCCCCAGUGACAAGAAGCGUCCUCAGGUCACAGGGCUCUGCCCCUUUGGCUCUGGAGAGCUUCUGGUGGCUGAUGAGCAAAACCAGAAGCUGAAGCGCUUCUCCCUGCAGGGGGAGUUCAAGGGCACUGUUCCUGUCCCCAGUGGCGUGGCCCCGGUCAGCGUGGCCACCGUGGGCAGCAAGGUGGCCUUCACAGCCGGCUCCUGCCUCUACCUCCUGAACGGUGAAGGUGGCCUGGUGUGGCAGAAGGCCCUGCGAAGGGGGCAGGCCAGCCAUGCCGUGGUGGGGCUGGGGGGAGACCGUAUGGCAGUGUGUGUGGCUGGGCAGCUGGAGGUGUACGACCUGGAGGGGCGGCUGCUGGAGAAGAUUGUGCCUGAGGGAAGUGGGGAGAGGUGCCUUGUCUUCCUGGCCAACCACAAGGACGGCUUUGUGGGCUCGGACUGGUACCGCCGCAGCGUGGUCCUGUUCACCAGGACGGGGCAGCUGGUGGCCGAGUGCUCUGAGGAGCAGCUGGGCGAGUGCCAGCCGGGGGCCGUUUGUGCCGACGCCACGGGCAUUAUCUACGUGGUCCUACGGGAGCUGAACAAGGUGGUGGCCUUCUCCCCCAGUGGGAAGGAGUUGGGGGCGUUCCUCACUGCCGAGAACAGCAUCGACCGACCGCGAGUGGUCACGGUGGCUAGGGAGGGGCGCUUUGCCGUGGCUCUGAGCAACGGCACCAUCCACAUCUUCCGGAUUAGGUAUUAGGGCAAGUGAGCCAGAGAAAGGGCAGGGUGUGUGUGUGUGUGUGUGUUGAAAGCUGUAUGUCCCAGUGUUAAUGACCCAAAGCAGACUGGUGUGCCAUGGUCGCACAAGGUGAGCAAUGGUGUGUGUAGGAGAGUAAAAGCAGCAGUUCCUCCCGCCUGCCCUCCUGUCUGGAUUGGGUCGGCUCCCAGAGUUGUGCUUUACUUACCUGGGGUUGUUGUUCCCAAGGGCGGCCAGCAGAGGGCAGUGUGGAAAUGAUAGAACCUGGCAUAGAUCGCCUAACUGCCAAAAUUUACAUUCCUUUUGUUCUCCCGUGUAAAUCAGGGCAUGAAAUGUCCAGAGGAUGUGAGGAAUGAUAAUGCUGCUUUUUUCACCAAAAAUCCAAAAGGCUGCAACAGCUAGAUAUCGGCAGGCAGCAGCAGAGACCUGCUUACACUUAUAUUUAGACCAGUUUGCGAUCAGGACGCCCGUCAAUUGGACGGCUUGGGGCUGGAAUACGGUUUUUUGUAUACUUCAGCAGGUAUAGAACUUGUUUACUUGUUUAGUCAGGAUGUGGCUUGUCUCUUGAGUCAAUGUGUGAAAGCAUAGAAGUAAGGUAAAGGGACCCCUGACCAUUAGGUCCAGUCGUGGCCGGCUCUGGGGUUGCGGCGCUCAUCUCGCUUUAUUGGUGGUUUAACCCACAGCGCCACCCGUGUCCCCAAAAACAUAGAAAGCAUGGACCAAUUAAGGAGAAAGGUAAACAGGAGGGGUGGUCCUCGAAAUCAGAGUGAUGGGAGAUGUUGACAAAGGCGGGGAUUUUAGCAGGGAAAUUAGGUGGUCGUGAUGGGCUGUAAACCUUGCAGUACCCAGCCAGUGGGGAGACGAGGGAGGGAACCUGCGCUUCAGAUAUAGGGAAUAUAAGCUUAUGCUUUGUCAAUUUUGGGUGUGCCUGCUUUGGACAACUGCUCUUGCAAGGACAUAUUGUAUUCAAUAAACUCUCUGCUUUUUCACCAGUUUUAUUCAGAUUAAGGGAUUAAGGGUUUUAGGAGCCACUUUUUAAAAACUUCUGACAGAGGAGGACCCCUCUGACAAGAUGGUGGGCACCAUAACCUUUCCAACGUGCCUUUUCUGCUCUCAGGAGGAAACUCGGGGCUUGGCCAGGUGUUCUGCAAAAGGGUGGCAGAAUCCGUUACGCAGGAGGGCUCUCGGAUUUGGCCUGCUGGUGUGGCCAGCUUCCAGCUGCUAAAUGGGGCAUAACACAACACAACAGAGUGUGUGUAAUCGGAGCGCGAAUCUGAGAGUGUGGGGCAGGAUAUUAAGCCUGAACGUUAUAUUCAUUUGCACCCCAAGGAGACCAUCACUGAGUGGGGAUCCCGUCUGUGCCUUCCGGAACAAUCUGACAGAAGAACAUGCUUUGUAAACUCUGUUGUGAUCACCAUUCCUCUCUUCCCUAUAAAUAUCAUUUAAUAAUAAAACAAACAUGUAUAUUUGCAUCUUUGCAAGAGAGGACAAUUGUAUAUGAGCUGAAAUAAAGAGUCUGGAUAAAACA
This is a messenger RNA of Podarcis muralis (Common wall lizard), 3822 nucleotides long. NCBI's taxonomy places the organism in Eukaryota, Metazoa, Chordata, Lepidosauria, Squamata, Lacertidae. The record is from RefSeq and is a predicted model, not a curated record.